AUGGAAACUAAAGUACAUUUAUUAUACCAGGCAGAAGAAAAUAUUGAUUUAUCAGAACAUGGCUGUAAUUCUUUUGCGACCUACUUGCCAUCAAGACGUAUUGACAGCAAGAAAUACAUCAAGUUUUCUAAAAUGACAGAGAAAAGAAUUUCACCUGAAAUUAGGGUUUUGAGCCCAGAACACAAACAAACGUAUGAAACAUCAGUAUUCCUAUAUGGAGAAGAAAAAUCCUCUGAGUUUUCAGGAGAAAAACAAGUCAAGAGAAAGAAAAGUUUACAAGCACAAUUGCAUACUAAAAGGACUGAGAUUGCCUCUUCCUCUGUGAAACUGUCAAAGGAGAAGAUGACUAGGAAAGAAAACUCUUUAUGCAAGUUGCCGAAUCAGUACCGCAUUCACAAGACUUUAUUGCCUCUUUGUACAUCUUCCUCAAUUAUUCGGGAAAAGGAAAUGCUUUCUAACCUCUACGAGACUUUAUAUGAUGAAGUGCCUCAAGGACACUUACACUCACAAGAAUUAAGUGCACUUCAGAAAGCCUGUAGAAUUUUUAGUAAAAUUCGGAGUGGUAAAAUUUAUGUGAAUGAUCUACAAAUGAUCCAUCGCACCUUGAAGAUUUCUAUAAGUGAUUCAGAAAUGCGAAAGGCACUAAAGACUAUUGAUAUUGAUGCAUUCCAGGAUGCUUUGAAGAUUUUCUGUAGGAUAAAAGGUGGUCGGGUUGCAAUUGAUGAAGUGGCUACUGUUUUGGAUAGCAUGGAUAUCCUUGUAACUCCUGAAACUUUUCAGGAAGUGAUAAAACAUGCUAGUAUUGACAGUAACCACAUGGUAGAUAUUGGGGAUAUUAUAUUUACUUUGGAUGAACUACAGCAACAGUAUGAGGAUGUUUCAAUUAUGGAAGGAUCAGGCUUGGAUGAAACUACUUUGAACAGAAAGUUAUCAAAUGUAUCAAGAUGUUAUCUACAAUAUAGGAAGAAAAGCAUUUUCUCUUCUAGACAGUCUGAACCAUCAUUAUCCCAAAAGUUAAAUACGAAAAGCCCAAAAUAUCAUAAAAUUAUGGAAGAGAAUGAUGACUUUGAAUUUAAAAGGUCAAAAAAUACUUUGCAAAUAAGAAAAUUCCUGGAUGGAGUUGAAAGCAGUGAUGUAGGAUUCCAGGAACCAUAUUCAAAGGAUGGUGUAAACUUUAAGAGAAGUUCACAGAAGAUUGCAAUUCAUGACUCAAAGUCUAAACCACAAAACUUGAAGAAUAUUACAAGCCUCAAAAAGUCUCUGGAUAAAAGUGAUAUUUUUAGUAUCCCAAAGCUUCAGAAGCCAGCUGUGAGAAGGCGUUCCAGGCUCCUAAAACAGGUUUCAUCUAAGGAAAAAAGUGUAGUUAAUGCUCUCGAAAGUGUUUGUGAAGCUGUCAGUAAACUCCAAGAAAAUUACAUUGCUGCAGAAGAACUUCAGUUCAUUUUGCCUUCAAUAGGAAUUACUUUAUCAGAUAAAGAAUUCAAGAAGAUUGUGACAGACACUACUAGAAAUGAAAAUGGAAUGGUGAAGUUAGAUGACUUUGUGAGUGCUCUCUCCAAAGAACAAAGUCUUGCUGAAUAUGGUGUGUUGACGGAUAUCAUUAAAGCUGUUGAUGAAGUUAAAGAUAAAAGUAUUGAUUCUGAAGAUCUGAAUACUUGUCUUCAAAAUUUUGGAGUUUACCUUUCUAAAUCAGAAUUUGAGAAGAUUGUAGAGUUGACUGAAGCUGGUGAAAAGAAAAAAGUGAAUUUUAAAGAAUUCAUUGAUACUAUGAUGAAUAACACGGAACGCUUUUCUGAAAAAUUGUUAUUACUUCGUACUAUUGAAAACCUCCACAAUCUCAGCAAAGAGAAGAUGAGUGCUUCCGACCUGUGGGACACACUGUCUGGUUUGAAUAGUAAUUUAAAAAAAGACGAAUUCCUAGCUGCACUAGAAUUAGCAACAGUUGCCAAAGGUGACAAAAUACAAAUUGAAGAAUUUGCAAAAGUGGUAAAGGAUAUGCAUGAUGCCUCCAGGUUAGAAGAGUUACGGGAGAUUGUCUUAGCUCUUGAUUUGCUUGAAGGUGACAUGAUAGCUGGGAAGAACUUGGAAGGCUUUCUAAGAAAUAUAGAGAUUAAGUCACCUAAGGAAGAAGUAGAGAAAAUUCUUCAAUCAGAUUUUGUUUCUGACAACAUUGUGAAUGUUAAAGACUGUAUAAAGGCUUUGAGGGACACCUAGAAAUAUUCCAAUUUUAUUGAUUUAAGGAAAGAGACUUUGUCUUCUAAUCUGAAAUUACCAAAGGCAGACGAGAUUAAAGAAGCUGCUCAUGUCUUGUCACAUGUUGAUAAUGGCAAAAUUGAUAUACCUAACUUGGAGCAUGCCCUGAAAAGUUUGAAUGUUAAUUUAACUCAGGAGGACUUCAGUGAAGCCCUUAAAUAUUGUGACCUCAGUGAUAAUAAGGAGGUGGAUUUAAAAGAUUUCUUAAAGGGAAUUAAAGAAAGUCCACAUUUCAAAGAGUCUGUAGCUACACAGCUACUCUUAGCUACUACCCAAAUUCUCCGGAAUGAUCUAAUUGAUGUUUCUGACCUGAAGGCAUUAUUGGUAAACGAUGAUCUUCAUGCAGCUAAUGAUUUACUUAAUGAAGUGUCAAGAUAUGUACCUGAACAUGAAAAUGGCAAGAUUACCAUUCAAGAAUUUAUGAUUAAGCUCUCCAAUACAUUGGCAAAUCCUGAAGCUACAGGUGAGUUUUAUUUAAUAUGUAUCUACUGCCCCAUUUCAAAGACAAACAGUGGUUUUCAUGUUAAAACAAUAUAGGAUUAGAUAAUUAAAGCACAGGUAAGUAAGAAACAAUAUAAAGAUAAUAUAACGCAAUAUAGAUUAUAUAUCUUUUGUUUGAAUUAUAAGGCAAAAACUGCUAAGCUUAACCCAAACUGA
Messenger RNA from Ceratotherium simum simum (southern white rhinoceros), 2910 nucleotides. Lineage: Eukaryota; Metazoa; Chordata; Mammalia; Perissodactyla; Rhinocerotidae. The record is from RefSeq and is a predicted model, not a curated record.